This is a messenger RNA of Dentiscutata erythropus, 152 nucleotides long. Lineage: Eukaryota; Fungi; Glomeromycota; Glomeromycetes; Diversisporales; Gigasporaceae. The record is from the annotation of a GenBank genome assembly.
AUGUCUGCUCCUCAUAUUGUAGACACAGUAGCACUUUAUAUUUCAACUUAUAGCAACUUACCCCCAUCAAAUAUGUCUGAAGCAAUUAUUUUAUUAGCAAUUAAAAAUAUUAUUACAGGAAUUCCUAAUAGAAAUAAUACUUAUUUUUGCAU